Molecule: messenger RNA, 471 nt
Organism: Plodia interpunctella (Indianmeal moth)
Lineage: Eukaryota; Metazoa; Arthropoda; Insecta; Lepidoptera; Pyralidae
Exons: 1
Coding region: 1-471 (156 amino acids)
Source: RefSeq, a predicted model, not a curated record
AUGUCAGACUGUAAUCCUGUUACUACUCCCAUAGAAAGGGACCCAUAUUUUGGGAAAGCUGACAUAAAGACAAUUGAAAAUGUUCCAUAUCGAGAAGCCGUAGGCGCACUAGCAUAUCUCAUGGUUGGAACACGUCCAGAUAUAGCUUAUGCUGUGGGUGUUGUAUCUCGCAAAUUAGAAUCUCCUUCCAAGGAAGACUGGCUGAGAGUAAAGAGGAUCUUGCGCUACAUAAAAGGCACUCGCUGCUAUUUAAUAAAGUACAAAGCUGGACAUUUGCCUGGUGUACUUGAAGGUUUUAGCGACGCAGAUCAUGGAGGAGACCAUGACACCGGACGCUCGACAACGGGAGUAACUUGUCGAUACUCAGGUGGAGUUAUUUCUUGGAUAAGUCAGCGUCAAGCAUCAGUAGCGAUAUCGACUACAGAAGCAGAACUAGUAGCUGCAAGCGAAGGUGCGAGGGAACUCGUUUGA